AUGGCUUCCAACGUUUCCAUUCACUUGCAGCAAUUGUCCAACAAGAUUGCCGUUCCAACCAACGAUAAUGGAGUUUCCGAUCAGCCAACGAUAAUGGAGUUUCAGGAAGCUGACCCUUCAGAGAAAAAGCCACCACAAUCAGAUAACAAAAGACCUAGGAUUGUUAUAAAGAUUCGUAUCAAGACUAGUAAUAUGGCCACGGAUGAUCCUGCUACUCACUCCCAUGCAAACGCAACGACGAAUCAUCGAUCGGACAAAGGAAGUGAUCAACCCUCCACGACUUCCAAAGCAUCUUCUUCUUUGAAUGUGUUGAUGAUCGAAAGUAAACCGACUCAGACAACGACUACCGAUCAGCCUGAGAAUCUUGUCAGAGAUCAGUCGAGGAAAAUAGUGGGAGCUCCGGCAAAGAAGAAGGAAAGGAAGCCACCUUUCUCUGUUACGCUGUCCAGAAAAGAGAUUGAAGAGGACCUUUUUGGUAUCUCAAACUUGAGAAACAAGAAGCUGAAGAGAAACGCUAAGAAAAGAUCCAGGGAUGUUCAGCGACAACUUGAUCGUUUGUUUCCAGGUUUGAUGUAA
Molecule: messenger RNA, 576 nt
Organism: Theobroma umbraticum
Lineage: Eukaryota; Viridiplantae; Streptophyta; Magnoliopsida; Malvales; Malvaceae
Source: RefSeq, a predicted model, not a curated record